AUGAUGGACAGUAGGAUACUGGAUCACCCUCAUGCCCAGUUCGGGGGCUCUCUGAACGGGAUGGUGAGCUUUCCUUACCAUCUAAGCCACCACCAUGUGUACGAACUAGCCGGACACCAGCUCCAGUCGGCGGCCGCUGUUCCUUUCUCCAUAGACGGAUUACUGAACGGUUCCUGCACAGCCUCCGUGGUUAACUCGAACCCUGGCUGCGGUAUGAAUGGUGACAACCAGCAGUACAAACUUACAGAUUCGGGAGAUCCAGACAAGGAUAGUCCUGGUUGUAAAAGGAGAAGAACCCGCACAAAUUUCACUGGAUGGCAACUUGAAGAAUUAGAAAAGGCCUUUAAUGAAAGUCACUAUCCAGACGUUUUUAUGAGAGAGGCACUUGCUCUGAGAUUGGACUUGAUCGAGUCAAGGGUCCAGGUUUGGUUUCAAAACCGUAGAGCUAAAUGGAGGAAAAAGGAGAAUACGAAGAAGGGACCGGGCCGGCCGGCACACAACUCCCACCUAACUUCAUGCAGCGGAGAGCCCAUGGACGCCGAUGAAAUCGCCCGGAGAGAACACGAGAGAAUGGAGAAGAAAAAGAGAAAGCAGGAGAGGAAGCUACAGAGGUCACAGAACAAACUCCUGUCGUCUGAUUUAUUCCACACCCCGGGAUCAGACAGCGACAGCGGAGUGUCGCAAGUGACGGACAGCGAGCAAUCCACGCAUAUAGCACACCCUAACCCCGCAGGACGCAACCAAACUGAAUCAAGCUGUGACCAAACGCUACAAAACCUCCAGAACCAAAGAACUCUGGGUAAGGAUGCUAGAGAAGCAGAGCUGGACUCCGACAGCAGUCAUAACUCCAACAGCAGAACAUCAGGGCUUCAGAAAUUAAACCCAUUUAGUGUGGAAAGCCUUCUAUCAGACUCAACUCCACGGCGAAAACCCACCUUGGAUUUCCCUGCCUUAUCUACCCCGAGGCCUUUAAUAGGAAAAGGACAUUUCCUGCUAUACCCCAUCACCCAGCCGCUUGGUUUUAUUGUACCUCAGACUGCUCUAAAGACACCACCAGAUUCCAGUAAUUCAGGACAAAGAGUCCCCACAACUGAAAGCCAUCCGGCCCAAACAUGUUUUGCAAAUACAAGCCGAGGAUGCGCUGAUAAAAAUAAUACUUAUAUGAACAAUGACGAUGUAAGUGACAGUGGGACUGCAGACGAAGUUGCCGGAGCGAAACCGGGCUCUCCGCAGAAUGAUCCGCUCCAAACCGUUCUGGCUAAAACUGGGGACCCCCACUUUUUGGAAUCCUCCGCUGAUAAUCAUUCACUGAAAUCGGAAUCAAAUCACGUCCGGCCGAACUCGCCACAUUCAGACUCGAAAGAAAAGUUGAUACAAGAUAUUACAAACAGUCCCUUGACAAUAAAAGACAGCGGUGCACCAGAAACAAUCACAGACUGUGAGGAUGUCGAUAUGGACUAAUGCACAGAGAAAUAAAAUUAAAAAUAAUAAAAACAUAAAUAACGACAAAUUACAAUUGCGUUAAGAGAACGGCUAAAUACUUCUCACAUUCCCAAAGCUGAAUAUAACAUAAACAACUUCCUGCCAUAUCGGUAUAUGAACUCGUCUCGAAGUCGAUAUAUUGAUACAACAAUUCUGAUUCAGGUUAAAGAAAAAAAAGCUAUAUGUGUUUAUCUUUUAUGUGGCUUACGGAAAUGUUUAUUCGGAUAUUAGCAGCAGGACCUUCUUGUGGUAUCUGUAAAAAAGUAACAACAAAAAUCCUCACGCACUAAAUAAGGAACGUUAAAAUAUUUCUAUAUGUAACCUUUUGAUAAAUAAAGUUAUUGUAAAAUGAA
Brienomyrus brachyistius is the source of this 1835-nucleotide messenger RNA. RefSeq names its product UNC homeobox (gene uncx). Gene Ontology annotation, biological process: regulation of DNA-templated transcription. Gene Ontology annotation, molecular function: sequence-specific double-stranded DNA binding; DNA-binding transcription factor activity, RNA polymerase II-specific. Lineage: Eukaryota; Metazoa; Chordata; Actinopteri; Osteoglossiformes; Mormyridae. Bases 1 to 1461 code for a protein of 486 amino acids. The transcript is spliced from 3 exons. The record is from RefSeq and is a predicted model, not a curated record.